This is a messenger RNA of Capsicum annuum, 510 nucleotides long. RefSeq lists its product as uncharacterized. The record is from RefSeq and is a predicted model, not a curated record. Bases 1 to 510 code for a protein of 169 amino acids. The transcript is spliced from 2 exons. Lineage: Eukaryota; Viridiplantae; Streptophyta; Magnoliopsida; Solanales; Solanaceae.
AUGGCCCAUAUUGAUGAGGAUAAGCAGGAAUUGUUGAUGGAUGUUCACCGUUUGGGUAAUAUUGGAGUUCGACUUGCGAACCCCAAGGUUGGUGGUGUGUUUGAGCAUCUGGUAUCUCAAUCAUCUCUUGUUGUUAAGAUAAAGAAAAAGAAAGUAUUGGACCCAAACUUGAUGAAAAUCAUGAGUAAUGUAGGUCAACAAAAAGUUGUGGACUUUAUGAUUGGUGGUGAUAGUAUCUUGAGGGAAAAGGUCAUGGCUGAGGCUCAUGGAGCUCGUUAUGGUAUUCAUCCUGAUUACACCAAGAUGUAUCAAGACCUUAGAAAGUUCUAUUGGCGGAUUAAUAUGAAAGAAGAUGCGGCAAGCUACGUGGCCAAGUGUAUGCUAUUUCAACAAGUGAAAGUUAAGCACAUAAGGCCCGGUGGUUUGUACCAAGAGAUUGUCUUGCCUGAGUGGAAGUGGGACAAGAUUAACAUGGGUUUCUGGUACAACCAAAUUACACCUCUCUUAUGA